AUGACUACGUUUGACAUCGACGAGCGCCUUUUCGAGGACCUGAAAGGCAAAGUGGUAAUAAUCACGGGAGCAAGCAGCGGCAUUGGCCUGGCCACUUUGAAGUUUUUGAUUUCCCAUGGGGCCCGAGCGGUUGCAGCGGAUAUCAAUCCCCUUCCGCCAGACAUUGAAGGGGCAGAUUUCCGAAAGACGAACCUGACGUCCUGGGCGGAACAGGUGGCGUUGUUCGACGAAACCGUGAAAAGGUACGGUCGGAUAGAUAUCGCGGUUCUCAACGCCGGGGUCGGUGAGAUUGAGAACGUAUUCGUCGACAACGUCGACGCCAAUGGAGCCUUGGUGGAACCGGAUUUCACAGUCCUCAAGGUCAACUUGAUAGCCCCGAUCGUGGGCACCAAGCUUGCGAUUCAUCACAUGAGGAAGCAACCGGGCGGUGGGUCGAUUGUCAUUACUGGAAGCGGUAAAGCCUGGACGGGCGUCGGGGGCACGCCAAUGUAUGCUACCGCCAAACAUGGGGUUCUUGGCCUUGUGCGGACCUUGGGCCCGGAUCUGCGUCGAGUCAACGUGCGGAUUAAUCUGAUGUGUCCUUUCUGGACCGACACGGGCAUCAUCCCGCCGGACUUGCUGGCCAAAAAUGCCAGCGCGAAGCGAUCAAUGCAGCCUCCCAGCGCCUGUGCACGCGCAAUUGCGCACUUGGGCAUGGACCCGAGCUGCUCGGGCAAAGUCAUCUAUGUGGCGUCGUCAACGUACACAGACGUUGACGCGGGAGUGAUGGCUACGCGCCCACUGUGGCUUGGGCAGCGGAAUCACGAGGAUCGCGUGGUAUGGGAGGAAGAUCCAUCCAACGCCGAGUUCAGCACCCCGCUCUGA
This is a messenger RNA of Cladophialophora yegresii CBS 114405, 864 nucleotides long. RefSeq lists its product as uncharacterized. The record is from RefSeq and is a predicted model, not a curated record. The transcript is spliced from 4 exons. Lineage: Eukaryota; Fungi; Ascomycota; Eurotiomycetes; Chaetothyriales; Herpotrichiellaceae. Gene Ontology annotation, molecular function: oxidoreductase activity. The coding region runs from base 1 to 864 and encodes 287 amino acids.